GCUAUGAAUUUGUGGGCAAAUAAAGCUAUAGUUGAUCAACUUAACACUAUUUACUAAAACGCAUUACCUAAUUCUCAAUUCGUUCAAUUGUGUCUCCGUAAUUAAAUUAUUAAUCAUUUGAACAAUCUACAUCUUGAUCUCAAUGCACAAUUCAAACUUUCAACUUAAAACAAUGACAGCGCUAAAAUUAAGACAGUAAAAAGUGAAAUUUAUAAAUGACGCAACCAAUCGCACAAAUGACUCGAGCGCAUCCAGCUUCAGUUAGAUAACCAUUAUUUCCUGUGCUAGGUUUUCCACGGUUUCUGUAGUAAUUGAUAAUCAUCUUGGGCCUGUCAAUAGCAUCCCACACGAUGUUCCAAACGAAGAAACGCCGAUGAACUUUAACAAUAGACUGAUGCACUAUAAGAGUGAUAUAAUAGUGUUAUAGUGACUUUAACGAGCUACAAGGGAGACGCUUUUCAAAAUGAGCCUCUCUGUGACUACGACUACGAACAAUAAUGAUGAACUUGCUGUAUCAGCAAGAUGGUCAGCUCUUCGCGUAGCAGCCACACGGCGUGGUGGGGCCCGUCGUUUGAGGAGGGAGAUCGCAGCCCUCCAUGGCACUCUGGACGAGAUAUGCGAGCCUGGAGACUGCGCCCUGCAGCCCCACACCAAGGCACAGCUCAACAGGAGGAUUGAGGAGCUAAAGGACCGGCUAUCUCGCCUCCUAGAAUGCAAGGUGUCGAUGCUAAAGCUGACGGUGUCGGUGCGCCGAGCGCUGGGAGAAAUGGAGAGCGACGACAGCGGGUUGGCUGGCGAGCUGUCCGGUCUACUGGCAGCGUGGGAUGAUGCUCAUCAACGUACAUCCAACGAGCUACUGUCCCUUGAAAAGGCAGUAUGCGCGUGGGCUGAGUGGGAGAACGCCCUCCGCGACCUGCAAGGCGCCCUGAGGGGAGACCUGGCCACACUGGAGGCCUUGAGGGACAAGGGGGCCGAAGUUGGGGACCAGACCGAAGUGGCUGCUCAGAUUAGGCAGCUGGCUGCUUCACUGGUGGAUAAGAAAAAGGGUGGUUCAACAUGCGACUCCUUGUCCGACUCUGGCAUCUCCGAUGGCGAUAGUGAGGGAGCCGGCGGGCGCGCGCGUCGCCUCAGCGCCUUGCGCGAGUUGGCACGCCGCUUGCAAGCCGCGUUGGCUCCCAACUCACCUGCACACAGGGCUAUUGCUAAGCGUAUGGAGCAAACUGAGAAUGAAGUGCGUAUACUGCAAGAAUCUUGCAAGGCACUGGUUGAGCAGAGCAUUCCUGACCUUAAGAUUGAAGAAGAAGAUCACAGUAUUAGCACGGUGGCUGGAAGCAAGACCGGCGCUGGUGACCCAGAUUAUAGCCCUCGAGGUGGCUGGGUAUGGCGUGUGCUUCGCUCGUCGCUGCCCAUUCAACUCUGCCUCGUCGCCUUACUACUGGCAGCUUGGCUCGUUGAGCGACCACGAUGCUGUGAUGCCCUAAACUCGCUCGCUCAAACCCUGACUCCUCAGCUCCGUUAUGUUCGAGGACCCCCACCUGUCUGAACACUUAAAAUGUGUUUCUUUGUGAUCACUAGCUACAUGACUAGCUAUUCGCCUAACCUCGCUACUUAGAAUUGAUGCGAGGUUACUGGCAAGUUGCUUUAGCACUUCCAAUGCUAUGGUUGUGAUAUACAUCGUUGUGAUGAAUGUCAUCUUUUGACAUCUUCGACUAACAUUUAUGGGUUUAUUUGUACCCAAAAGUCGUGAAAUGAUGAUUCCAGGCAUAUGAAAGUAGAAGAGAGGAUUGUAGGUUUACAAUGGUAUACCAAGAUGAUUGCGUUAGGAAAUAUUUUUAUUACUAACUAUUGAAGAAGUGAAUUGUUGUGGCUAAGUAGAAAGAACUAUUCGAUGAAAUAUCAUUAUUACUAACACGGUAUAAACAAAAUUUUAUAAAAAUGUAUGAAGUGUGACAUUUUAAGAAUUUCGUGGUAGAUAGAUUCUAAUACAGG
Ostrinia furnacalis (Asian corn borer) is the source of this 1989-nucleotide messenger RNA. RefSeq lists its product as uncharacterized. Gene Ontology annotation, biological process: cytoskeleton organization; nuclear migration; nucleus organization. The record is from RefSeq and is a predicted model, not a curated record. NCBI's taxonomy places the organism in Eukaryota, Metazoa, Arthropoda, Insecta, Lepidoptera, Crambidae. Bases 464 to 1543 code for a protein of 359 amino acids. Gene Ontology annotation, cellular component: nuclear envelope; membrane; perinuclear region of cytoplasm. The transcript has 7 exons. Gene Ontology annotation, molecular function: kinesin binding.